Molecule: messenger RNA, 2573 nt
Organism: Trichogramma pretiosum
Lineage: Eukaryota; Metazoa; Arthropoda; Insecta; Hymenoptera; Trichogrammatidae
Product: neprilysin-4
Exons: 11
Coding region: 96-2177 (693 amino acids)
Biological process (GO): protein processing
Cellular component (GO): plasma membrane
Molecular function (GO): metalloendopeptidase activity
Source: RefSeq, a predicted model, not a curated record
ACAGCAGCGCCAGUGAAGACAGCAGCAAUGGAGAAGAGGAGGAGAACGAGGCCAAAAUUUGGCCCGAGCGGAGCGCCAAGCUGCACGAAGGGCCAAUGGAUUUUCGAGCUUUCUGGAAAAGCGCUUGGAACGAGGAAUACAUUCGCGGCGUACAAGCGAAAAUGAUGCUGAAAUAUAUGGACCGGAGCGUCGACCCCUGCGUGGACUUUUACCAGUACGCCUGUGGCAAUUGGGAAAAGUACAAUCCCAUUCCCGAGGACAAGGCCGGCUUCGACACGUUCGAGACGCUUCGCGAGUCGCUGGAUCUGGUGCUGAAGCAACUGCUCGAGGAGCCCGAGGCCGACAACAACGACGCGGCCCUCCUCACCAGCGCAGUCACCAAAGCCAAGUAUUUCUAUCGCAGCUGCAUGAACUACGAGGUGCUGGAGCGGCGCAUGGAGCGACCGCUGCUGCUGCUGCUGGACGAGCUGGGCGGCUGGCCGAUGCUCAGACCCGAGUGGGAGCCCGACAAGUUCGACUGGCUGCUGCUGGUCGCCCGGCUGCGCCUCUACAACAACGACGUCCUCAUCUCCGAGUGGAUCGGGCCGGACAUCAAGAACAGCGACCAGUACGUCAUACAGCUCGACCAGACGAGCCUCGGCCUGCCCAGCAAGGACUACUACCUGCAGGCGUCGAACGCGCGCUACCUGCAGGCCUACAAGACCUACCUGCUGACGGUGGUGACGCUGCUGGGGGCCUCGCCCAGGACCGCCGCCAGCCACGCCGAGGAGCUCGUCCAGUUCGAGAUUCAGCUGGCCAACAUAACCAUAUCCCCGGACGAGCGCAGGAACAUCUCGGAUCUGUACCGGCGCAUGAGCCUCGACGAGCUGCGCCGAACCGUGCCGGAGAUCGAUUGGCGCCGGUACCUGUCGAUCGUGCUCGGCCGGCCGGUCGGCGACUCCGAGCCCGUCGUCGUGUUCGCCACCAACUACCUCAAGGACCUCGUCAAGCUCCUGUCCCGAACCCGAUCGAGAGUCGUGGCGAACUACCUGUUCUGGCGCUUCGUGCGCCAUCGAGUCAACAAUCUGGACGAUCGUUUCCUCGAGGCCAAGCAGACCUUCUACUACACCCUGUUCGGACGGGAAAAGUCUCCACCACGCUGGAAGAAUUGCGUCGGCCAGGUCAACAGCAACAUGGGCAACGCCCUCGGCUCGCUCUUCGUGCGCAAGUACUUUGACGAGAUGAGCAAGAACGACACCCUGUCGAUGACCCACGAGAUUCAGCGAUCCUUCCGCGAGCUGCUGCGCCGAUCCAGCUGGUUGGACGACGCCACGAGGCGCGACGCCCUCGACAAGCUCCAGGCCAUGCAGCUGCGCAUCGGCUAUCCGGACUUCAUACUCGAGCCCGAGCAGCUCGACAGGCGCUACAGAGACGUGCUCAUCGAACCGGACAAGUACUUCGAGAACACGCUCAACGUCUUGAGGCACUUGACGAGGAUCGAGCAGGACAAACUCGGAGCGCCGGUCAACAAGAGCGUGUGGAACGCGGCCCCGGCCAUCGUCAACGCCUAUUACAGUCGCAACAAAAAUCAAAUCAUGUUCCCGGCCGGUAUUCUGCAGCCGCCGUUCUAUCAUCGCUACUUUCCGCGAAGCCUCAAUUACGGUGGCAUAGGUGUGGUCAUCGGCCACGAGAUCACUCACGGCUUCGACGACAAGGGCCGGCUCUUCGACAAGGACGGCAAUCUUCUGCGCUGGUGGUCCGAGAGCUCCGUUACCGAGUUUGAUCGGCGCGCCUACUGUCUCGUUGAUCAGUACAGUAAAUAUAUAGUCGAAGAAGUCGACAUGGCACUCGACGGCGUCAAUACUCAAGGUGAAAACAUAGCUGACAAUGGUGGGAUAAAGCAAGCGUUUAAAGCCUACGACAAGUGGCUGACGGAGAACCAAGGACAAUCGAGCCGAGAGCGCUUGCCUGGUUUGGAGUGGCUCACGGGCCGGCAAUUAUUUUUCCUGAAUUUCGCCCAAGUCUGGUGCGGCACGAUACGGCCCGAGGCGAUGCGCAACAAGCUCAAGACGGCGGUACACGCGCCCGGCCGUUAUCGCGUCAUCGGCACUUUGUCCAACUCCCGGGAAUUCGCCCAGGUUUACUCUUGUAAAAGCGGUAUGCCCAUGAAUCCAGUUGAUAAGUGUCUGGUUUGGUGAUAGUGCUGAGAUGAUCAAUCAGAAACUAUUCGAAACUUUGAAUAACUUUUAUAUUUUGUAAAAGCUCGCUAUGCGUUUAUUCACAAACAUACGCACCAUUUAUUUUAAGACAGAAAUCUCAUUUUAAAUAAUAUUUAUAUUUAUACAUAGCUGUAAAAAUUAAUACUCACAAUAGUAUUGACUCGAUAAAAGUAAUUUAAGCGUUUUUAGAAUAUUAUUAUUCCACAAAUGAAUCGAGUUUCAUCAUUUGUCGAGUUAUCGAGAUCACAUAUUUAAGGAAUAAAUGAUAUCGAGUUUCUUUCAUUUUUCACAUUACCCUAGUUCUUUGAAAUGAUCAUGGGUACAAUAUGAAAAAACUGACAAUACAACCUCAUGAAAAAUAAACAUAAAAAUUGA